This is a messenger RNA of Lachnellula hyalina, 921 nucleotides long. Its product is annotated as Tethering factor for nuclear proteasome. Gene Ontology annotation, biological process: nuclear protein quality control by the ubiquitin-proteasome system; proteasome localization. The coding region runs from base 1 to 921 and encodes 306 amino acids. Gene Ontology annotation, cellular component: nucleus. Lineage: Eukaryota; Fungi; Ascomycota; Leotiomycetes; Helotiales; Lachnaceae. The record is from RefSeq and is a predicted model, not a curated record. The transcript is spliced from 2 exons.
AUGAACGUCUUGCUACAGCCAUCCCAUCCGUCGUCAUUCUCAGAGUUCCCUCAACAUUACGACCACACCCCAAUUUCCCCACACGCCCAAGCCUCAAGAAUGAGCACUAGAAAGCGGAAAGCCGACGACGAUGGCCUCGACGAAAACAUGUCCAUCUCGCCCCAAAACUCCCCCGCUUUUGCUUCUCGACCUCUUGCUCGCCCUGCAAAGAAAGUUAGAGCCAACGAGGUGACUGGCCGUCCUCUUGCCCUUCCCCGCCUCCUCGAAACCCUCGAUGCACAAUCUCUGCGAAAUGUUCUCCAAACAAUAUGUGAACGACACCCACAAAUCGGUGCAGAGGUUGUGUCGUCAGCACCUAGGCCCUCUAUUACCGCAACACUCGAAGUUCUCUCUCAAUAUCAAGAGAAGCUACGAGAAGCCUUCCCAUUUGGCGGCAAUUCUAGUUCCGAUUAUGCCUACAACCGUGUCAAGCAACCUUUGGUAGAUCUGAUCGGCGCUUUGACCGACUUUACACCUCACUACCUCCCUCCGAACGAGAAUCAAACAACCAUCUCCCUCAACUUCCUCGACAGUGCAACGAAAGUGGUCCACGAUCUCCCUGAAUGGGAUAGCCAGUCACACAAAUACCACAAGGAUAACGCAUAUGAUGAGAUCUCGAGGGCUUGGGCAUUGGUAGUCAGCGAGGCAUCAAAGAAAGGUGGUGGGUUUCAGUUGCACUCGGGAGGAUGGGACCAGAGGCUUGCAAAGCACAAUGAGCAGAGUGGAGGGCGCAUGCAGGUUGCUGUAAAUGCUCUUGGAUCAAACCUUGGUUGGAUGGGUGGAAACGCGAGCACGGGCUCGGGAGAUCGUGAAUCCAUCCGCAACCAGUUAUUGUCUGGCAGUUAUGGUACGAAUAUGCCUGUCCAGGUGGGGCGUUGGUAG